ACAGCAGACAUGGCAGAAGCGGAGGGUCCGGAUCCGGAUCUGGACGGGGAUCCAGUGAUUCCCGCCGCUCGUGUGGCUCGCGCUCCCCGGGUGUCGUUUGGGGAGUCGGCGCAGCCCGCCGUCGGUAUGGUUGGCCAUCUGUUUGGUCAGCAGCCGUCUCUGAAGUUUGACAAGAACAUCAAGCAGGCCUUCUACAACACGGGCGCCAUGAUCUUCGUGGCGAUUUGCUGCGGCGCCGCGGUGCUGGUGUACUUCAUCCUCGAGGCGUUCCUGCGGCCGCUGCUCUGGGCCGUGCUGUGCGGAACCUUCCUGCACCCGUUCAAGCACUCUCUGGCGCGCGUGGGACGCUCGUGGCUCAGCGGGCUCCGGGCCAGCGGCACGCCCAUCGUGCUGGGGACACUGCUGGUGCCGGUCCGCUGUGUGAACCACGGUGUAGAGACUCUGGGCGCUCUGCUGCUCGAGCGACUCAAGGUGCUGCUGGUGAUCGGGGCCGGUGCGCCGCUCCUCUAUUUCCUCUAUCUGUUCUGGAGCGUCAUCGGCAUGCAGGCUGUGCUCGAGCACCUGUGUGACGUCAUAUGCCACGUGCUUGACUACUUCAGCACCUUAUGGGUUGGAACGUUAGUGGUGGGUUAUGUGCUGGCCGUGGUGUUUAAGUGGACACCGGGUAUGGAGGGGUACCUGCGUGCCAUGUCUGUGCCAAUUUGGACGGUUCUUAUAUUCUACCUGGUGUCUCUGGCAGGAGCCUGGCGAGUGCCCAUGUUUGUCUUGGCGGUCAUUCUGCUAAUAGUGGGCUCUCAGGAGAAAGCACCUGUACCAGGAAAAGGGGAACUGCCAGGACAGGUCCUUUCCUUUGCUGCUAACACUAUCUACAUGGCCAUUACCUGCAGUAACCACUGGCCUGUGGCUGAGAAUGAUGGAGAGAGCGAUGCCAAAGCACCAUCUAAAGAUGACUCUAAAACGAGUGAGGUGUUCACCACGCCACUGCGUCCCCGCCCGGAUUUCCAUAGUCUUGCGCACAAGGAGAAAGCCAGUGAUAUCUAUUUUGUGCUGCUGGUGUGGGCCAUUGUGCUGGUGCAGAUCUGGCUCAACCUCUGGAUCCUGCAGCUGUUGCCCAUCCCCUUUGCUGUGUGGGUAAUUAAGAGGUUGGUGGUGCAUUUCGGGGUGAAGAAUUUCGCCGAGCGGACAUUGGCAGCGUGGUGGGUGGUGCUGGAGAGGUUUAUCAGAGACAGACAGGAUGCUCUGCUGCCUGGACCAAUCAAAGGACUCGCACAGUUUCUACUGCGGGUUGAUACCAAGCUCUGGCAUUGGCUUAACAAGCAGAUGAUCAUAUGGUUGGAGAAAUCUCUGGAUAAACUCAUCAGCAUCUUCAUCAUCUUUCUCCUGGUCACAGGGACACUCCUCAUGGCCCUCUUGCUCACUGCUAUGGUGCAUCAUGAGAGCGCUCAUAUCAUAGAGGUCACCAGCAACCUGAUCAACGAGACUCUUGCCAACCACCCUGAGUGGGCCAACUGGCUUCCAGAGGCUCGUGUUGUCCAGAAAGCUCUUAACUCGGCAGCUACGAAUGUGUACCAGCAUGGGAGAGAGUGGAUCACGCAAAAGCUCCAGAAGAUGCUUGGUGAGAAAGUGAACAACACGGCAGUGAUCGAGAAGCAGGUCCUGGAGCUGUGGGACCGACUUUACCACUCAUGGUUUGUCAAGAACGUAACGUACAGCGGACGCCACCGUGGCCAAAAGCAAAGUAUGCAGAGGCAGAACAGCUGGCUGGGAGACAUACUGGACUGGCAGGAUAUUGUCUCCUUCCUGCAGGACAACAUUGAAACACUGCUAUCGAUUGUGGAGUCUCUAUGGGUUGUGAUGAGCCGGAAUGUCGGUUUGCUGAUCUCCACAACAACUACGCUACUCACUGUACUGUUCCACAGCGGCACGGCACUGCUCAACUUCGUUCUGUCACUGGUGAUUUUCCUGACAACACUGUUCUACUUACUGAGCUCCAGUGGUGAGUACUACAAGCCUGUUAAAUGGGUGAUCAGUCUCACACCCCUGUCCCAGCCUGGACCUUCAUCCAACAUCAUCGGCCAGUCUGUGGAGGAAGCCAUCAGAGGUGUGUUUGAUGCAUCUUUAAAGAUGGCAGGAUUUUACGGCCUCUACACCUGGCUUACACACACCAUCUUUGGCAUCAAUAUCGUCUUCAUCCCCUCAGCGCUGGCAGCCAUUCUUGGUGCCGUGCCGUUUUUGGGGACGUACUGGGCAGCGCUGCCUGCUGUGCUCGAUCUGUGGCUGGCACAAGGUGAAGGUGUUAAAGCCCUGCUGCUGCUCUUCGCACACCUGCUGCCCACCUACUUCGUCGAUACGGCCAUUUACUCAGACAUAUCAGGUGGGGGUCAUCCUUAUCUGACAGGCCUAGCUGUGGCUGGUGGAGCAUACUGUUUGGGUUUAGAAGGCGCCAUCAUAGGCCCGAUCCUGCUCUGCAUUCUGGUGGUAGCGUCCAACAUCUACAGUGCCAUGCUGAUGAGCCCGAGCAGCAGCCAACCUACGCCAGUGCAGAGCAACUUCCCUCAACACCUGGGCAGGCCGUUCCUGGACUCUCCUUUGCUGCUGAAAAGAGCGAUCGAGUGAAAGAAAUCCAAGCUGCUUUCCCAGCUGCUCUACUGUUACUCGACCCUCGCUCCUCUGAGUCUGGAACCUCCUCCAAAAGGACACAGAAGUCUCAGGCACUUAAACUGCACCUGGAGGACCGAUGAGCUCCAGAUCAGCUUCGGAUCAGCUCCGGAUCAGUGUUUAUAAAAUGCUAUUGAUCUCCCACGACUGCUCGGCGAUAAUGCUAAGCUUCCCGAGCCUGGGUUCUCUGUGUGCAAUAUUAUUUACACCGCUAACCCCUGAGCGCAAAAGUUCAGUUAGCAGCAUUGCGUUUCGUCUAGCAUAGCGGCUACAAACUCAACUAGCGCUCUGAUUGUUAGGGUAACUGUUUACACACAGCGCUUGACUGUAAAUCUCACGACUGCUACGUCUUCACUGUCUUUGUUACGGUUGCAGUUUUUCAUUUGAGUUUUUUUUUCAUGUUAAUGAAGUGUUUCUAUAAUAUAACGUGAAAACUUUUACCCUGCUGUGUACAGCACUGACGAGCGUGUGUGUAUGUGUGUGCGGGAUUGCUACUUUCUGAUAAUUAUUUGAAAGUUAAACAGUUCUUGAUUAGUGCACGAGUAGUUUUUAAGUCUUAUCACAAAUCAUAACUCCAUAAGCACUACUCAUGUACACACGGUUGUGUUUGAGGCCAUGUUUUUAAUAUCUUGGUGAGGACUAAAUCCCCACAAUGACAGGAAUAUCGGACCUUGUGUGGACAUUUAGCUGGUUCCCACAAGAAAAAACACUUUUAUUAAAAAAUGUAAUUAAAUAAAUGAGCAUCUAUUAAAAAGAAACAACAACAACAACAACAAAAAUAGCCUAACAGUUUCCUUUUAGGUUACUGAGGUUAAGGUUAGUGUUACAUUUAGGUGUAGCAUAGCCUUAAUUAAUAAUGAUCUCAAUGGAUGGUCCUCAAGUAUAAUAAGAAAGUGUGUGUGUGCUUGUGAUUGAGAGAAAGAGCACACACACACACACACACACACACACACACACACACACACACACCCACCCCUUUGCCUUAUCUUCCCUGAUUCAUUCCUCUGACUACACUAAACACUUCUAAGUGAUGACUUUGUCACCAAGUUGUGUGCUCAUGGAAUACAUAAUCUCUCAAUUCUUCUUUUUAUUUAUUUUCUGUCCCAUACAUCAUCGUGCGCUUUUUCCUGAGUCAUUGCUGGAACUCAUUUUGAUUGACAUGCGUGCUUUUUCAUGCGCUGCUUAAUAUGAGCAAAGCUCCUGCUCCUAGCUGUCAGCAAGCAGUGUCAUUACUCACAGGUGAAGUUUGCUGAUGGUUUAGCAAGUGGAGGAGUGGAGGGAUAAACUUAAUAGAAGAAAUGGAGAACUUUUUAUUUAUUUAUUUAUUUAUCGUUUUAUACAGACUGUGUCGGGAGAACUGCGGAUGCAGAAAGACCAAAGACAGAUCCAUGCUCAUGCGCACAUACUGUAGCUAGAAUUUUAAAGCGUAUUUGUUUUGAUAUGUCGAUCGAUUAUGUAGCACUGACGGAUAUCCUUCUAGUCUAGUUUCGAAUUGAUCUUAUAGUAGGAUAUUCUGCUCACUCAGGAAGUGAUGGUUACGAUUUGACGGAAUUUGGUCGAACACCAAAUGAGAGCUUUAGUAGUAAACGGUAAGUUAGUGAUUUCUGGUUUAUUGAGCAGAACUGCCUGUGUUGUGUUCCUUGGAAUGAUUUGACGUAUUCCUUCUGAAAUGGUGUCUAGCCAUUAAUAUAUAUUUUUUUACUUUAUUCAUUAUACUACUACACUAUUAAAACGAUUUAAGAAAAUG
This is a messenger RNA of Ictalurus furcatus (blue catfish), 4405 nucleotides long. RefSeq names its product transmembrane protein 245 (gene tmem245). The coding region runs from base 10 to 2616 and encodes 868 amino acids. The transcript is spliced from 18 exons. The record is from RefSeq and is a predicted model, not a curated record. Lineage: Eukaryota; Metazoa; Chordata; Actinopteri; Siluriformes; Ictaluridae.